Rattus rattus (black rat) is the source of this 936-nucleotide messenger RNA. Its product is annotated as olfactory receptor 10-like. The record is from RefSeq and is a predicted model, not a curated record. Lineage: Eukaryota; Metazoa; Chordata; Mammalia; Rodentia; Muridae. Gene Ontology annotation, cellular component: membrane. The coding region runs from base 1 to 936 and encodes 311 amino acids. Gene Ontology annotation, molecular function: G protein-coupled receptor activity; olfactory receptor activity. The transcript has a single exon. Gene Ontology annotation, biological process: G protein-coupled receptor signaling pathway.
AUGGACAGUUUCAAUGCCACUGUAGAAGAGAGAUUCAUUUUGGUGGGCUUUUCAGAUUGGCCUCAGCUAGAACUCAUCCUUUUUGUUUUUAUUUCAAUUGUCUACUCCAUAACUCUCUUUGGCAACACUACCAUCAUCGCUCUCUCCCGAAUGGACCUGCGAUUGCACACCCCCAUGUACUUCUUCCUCUCACACCUCUCCUUCCUGGACCUCUGCCUCACAACCAGUCCUGUGCCCCAGCUCCUGAUCAACCUUCAUGGACUUGACAGGACCAUCAGCUAUGGAGGGUGUGUGGCCCAGCUGUUCAUAUGUCUUGCUCUGGGAUCCACUGAGUGUGUGCUCCUGGUGGUGAUGGCUUUUGACCGCUAUGCUGCUGUGUGUCGUCCACUGCAUUACACGACCAUCAUGCACCCUGUUCUCUGCCAGGCAUUGGCCAUUGUUUCCUGGGUAGGAGGUUUCUUGAACUCUCUGAUUCAAACAGGACUCAUGAUGACCAUACCACUCUGUGGACGCCGACUGAAUCAUUUCUUCUGUGAGAUGCCUGUGUUCCUCAAGUUGGCCUGCAAGGACACAGGAGAUACAGAGGCCAAGAUGUUUGUAGUCAGAGCCAUAAUCUUGGUCUUCCCUGCAACAUUAAUUCUUGCCUCCUAUGGACACAUUGCUAGAGCAGUACUAAAGGUAAAGUCAAUGGCUGGACGCAGAAAGGCUUUUGGGACAUGUGGGUCUCACCUUCUAGUGGUUUCUCUGUUUUAUGGUUCAGCAAUUUACACAUACUUGGAACCCAAGAGCACUUAUUCUGAGAGCAAGGGGAAGUUUGUUGCCCUUUUUUAUAUUAUUGUUACCCCCAUGCUCAACCCUCUGAUCUAUACUCUGAGGAACAAGGAUGUGAAAGGGGCUUUGUGGAAGGUGCUAGGUAGAGGCACAGACCAGGAAUAG